Amphimedon queenslandica is the source of this 893-nucleotide messenger RNA. RefSeq names its product MCM domain-containing protein 2-like. The transcript has 8 exons. Gene Ontology annotation, cellular component: nucleus. Gene Ontology annotation, biological process: double-strand break repair via break-induced replication. The record is from RefSeq and is a predicted model, not a curated record. Lineage: Eukaryota; Metazoa; Porifera; Demospongiae; Haplosclerida; Niphatidae. The coding region runs from base 153 to 893 and encodes 246 amino acids. Gene Ontology annotation, molecular function: single-stranded DNA helicase activity; DNA binding; ATP binding.
UCUCUCUCUCAGCUUGUCAAUAUUCAAGGUGGUCAUUUCCAGCUAUACUUGCUUACUAUUUUGCAGCUGAUGUUGUACCCCCUGGUCUUUAUCACAGAUUGAAAUUAAUUAUAUUACUUAGUCUUGUAGCUUGUAGUGAACCAAGAAACAGGAUGAUCGAUGUAUUGCUUAUUAUUGACAAUGAUUCACAAUACAUAGCAAGACAAUUGUUAACAUAUUCAUCUACCGUUACUAAUAAUAGAUCAUCUGCUGUUACUAAUAAUAGAUCAGUAAUACAUACUGUUAAUGGAGGGGUACAUUUGAAUGGUACAUUUAGAAGAGAUGAAGGACUAGAAUGGAUUGAUGCUGGUAGUUUGAUAUUAUCAAAAGGUGGCGUUUGUUUUAUUGACAAUAUUAAUAGUAUGAAGAAAGAUGAGAAGGAACAACUGCAGCAAGUUCUUGAGUCUGGCUACAUUACAAUACAUUCAAACAGGAAGUCAAUCAGCAGUUCUUCAUUGACAGUACCUCUUAACUGUACACUGUGGCUCUUGUGUGACUCUAAUCUCAACACUGAUCAUGUCAUGCAUAAACCUUUACAUGAACUGUCUGGUACAUGUGCAAGUAAAUCUUUGAUGGAUCACUCUGGUUUAUUAUUACUUGUUGAUUCUUCUGAUGAUUAUGUUGAUCAAAUCAUGUCUGCUCAUCUGAUUAAUAAAGUAACGAGAGACAGAAGCUUAUCAACUCAUCCACACCCUCUUUUAACAAAUGAGGAAAUAAUUGAGAUACUUUCAUUUUGUUCCAGUAUUGAUGUUACAAUACAAUCAGAUGCUCAUCAGUUAUUAACUAGCUAUUAUGUUGCUAGUAGGAGACUCAGAGGUAGUGACACUCCUCUCACUGCACUGAAUACACUGUAA